AUGAGCCGACCUUCCGCAUCCCGUUUGUUCGCCCAAGCUGUCAAUGGUCUACGACAGUCCAGCAACCAGAUAGCGUCCAGCUCGAAACGAUUCGCUUCGACUUCUUCCGCUUCUGAACCCACUUCAUCGGCAUACCCAUUUAAUCCCACCGCUCUUAUCCUCCCAUCAACCGUCGCCUCGAAUGCCAUCCCUCAAUCUCUCCUAACUCCACGUAAAGGCUGGUCAAUAAUCAAUCACCUCAAUGCAUCCGCUCCCAAAUCACAGUAUCACAACUUAUUCUCAAGGAGACAUCCAGAUCGACUAAAGACAGGUUCAGUAAUCACCGUAUUACAAUAUACAGACGCUACAAAGAAGACCGUAUCUCCCUUUUCAGGUGUGUUGAUGGGAAUCAAAAAGAGAGGUGGGGUAGAUACGAGUUUCAAAUUGAGGAAUAUAGUAAACAAGAUUGGAGUCGAGAUGUCCUUCAAGUUGAAUUCACCACUUAUAAAAGAGAUUAAGGUUGUUCGAGAAGCUCAAGGUAGAUCAGGACAUAUUAAGGAUCUGAGAAGAUCGAAAGUGAACUAUCUAAGAGAGAGACAGGGUUUGAUGGCUGGUAUUGCGAGUGCUCUGAAGGCUUCCAAGAAGUAG
Molecule: messenger RNA, 627 nt
Organism: Kwoniella botswanensis
Lineage: Eukaryota; Fungi; Basidiomycota; Tremellomycetes; Tremellales; Cryptococcaceae
Product: ribosomal protein L19
Exons: 2
Coding region: 1-627 (208 amino acids)
Biological process (GO): translation
Cellular component (GO): mitochondrial large ribosomal subunit; ribosome
Molecular function (GO): structural constituent of ribosome
Source: RefSeq, a predicted model, not a curated record